Trichophyton verrucosum HKI 0517 is the source of this 2016-nucleotide messenger RNA. RefSeq lists its product as uncharacterized. The transcript has 2 exons. The annotation marks the transcript as partial. The record is from RefSeq and is a predicted model, not a curated record. NCBI's taxonomy places the organism in Eukaryota, Fungi, Ascomycota, Eurotiomycetes, Onygenales, Arthrodermataceae.
AUGGACGAGAUGUCCCUAUGUCUAAUACCUAUCAAAAAUAAUAAUUGUUAUUCCGCGGUUUAUGCUUUUUCGACGUCGUCAUCCCCCUGGGCCUCCGUCCGCUUGGCCUUGCAGCGUUUCUUUUUCUCUCCGCCCAAAGCCAAAACUUCUCCUUUUGCGGUUUUGAUAGAUAAAUAUCCAAACAGAAAAAAAUUACUCGCUCCCCCCCGACAAAGGAAUUCCAGCAAUGAGCUCUUCUGGUCGCGCAUCCGGGUUCCACGAGGCAUGAAAGGACGACGGUUUACCCUUCUCGCGGGCCUGGCGUCCCUGAUUGUUCUGCUCUUCGUCUUCUAUGCGCCAAAUUCGGACGAGAGGCCUAUCAUACCAGCUCCAAACCCCGGCAAUUCUCCAGCAGCACCGCAACAGCCGCCGCCAGUCGAGUCCUUUGGCGACGAGAAUAUUAGCUACAAUAACCCCGCCGGCUCCACGGGCGAUGAUCUCGCCCAGCAUCCGAUCGAGAGGCUGAUCCAGACCUCCAGAGCGCAGUUCAAGACCACCCAUUCACGACAGUCAAAGACCCUGCAGCAGGCUGCUACCGAGUACCGGCGUCGAUAUGGCCUUCAUCCGCCGCCGCACUUUGACGUCUGGUUCAAAUUCGCCCAGAGCAGAGGCGUUCAGAUGAUUGAUGAAUAUGAUACGAUAUACCACACCCUGCUUCCCUUUUGGGGAGUCAAGCCAAAGACCAUCCGGGAACGAGCAAGGGAAGCUAUAGGCUUUGAGAAUGCCCUGAUCGGACUGAUGAUAAGGGAUGGGAAUGUUACGCUGGUCGACGGCGGCGGAGAAGGCGAGCAGUGGAAGAGGGAUGCGAUCAAGGGGAUGAUGGCGACUUUCGUCAAAUACCUACCUGACAUGGACCUGGCCUUCAACAUACACGAUGAACCGAGGGUCGUCAUGGCGCAUUCUGACCUAUCACGACUAGUCGCCGAAGGGAAGCGGAUGACUGCCUCGAACGGACAGCAGCAGGGGCUCCAUAAUCAGUGGUCUGCACGGCCGGAGGGUUUGAAUAAGGGCGAUAGAAUCGAUGAAGUCAGACGGACGAGAUUCAACAGGUUUGCUCAUCAGCCGACGUGGACGAACUCACGGAUGUCCUGCCCUCCAGAUAGCCCUGCUAGACAGCUGGAGGAUGAACCCGUCGAUAACACGGCACAGUACUCAACGUCUCCCCUCGGAUUCAUUUCUAAUACCACUGCCUUCUCAGACGUUUGUCUGACGCCUUCUCUACGCCAGACUUUUGGCUUCUUCGAACGACCAAACGCCCUUGAUAUAGUUCAUGACCUCUUUCCUAUCUUUUCACAAAGCAAAGUUUCCUCGUUUCAGGAUAUCCUCUACCCAAGCCCCUGGUACUGGAACGGGAACGUCGCCUACGACGCAAAUCAAGACAUGGACUGGUCCACCAAGGAAGACCAGAUGUACUGGCGUGGCUCGACCACAGGCGGCUUCUCACGAGCAGGUGGAUGGCGCAGACAGCACCGUCAGCUCUUCGUACGCAACAUCAACAGCCUCAGCCCCACGAAUAUCCUCGAGAAGAGCCUCGAGACUGGCCGGUGGGCCGUGAAGCAGAUUCAGCGGAACGCCCUGAGGUCUCUAUUCAAUGUGAGCUUUAGCCACGUCGGCCAAUGCGAUCCAGAGGACUGCGAGGCGCAGAAGGAGUACUUCACCAUCGUCAAGCCGGCGAAACAGCAAGACGCAUGGAAGUUCAAGUACCUUGUCGAUAUUGACGGAAAUGCCUUUAGUGGGCGGUACUACGCCUUCCUACUAAGCAAGAGCUUAGUAUACAAGCUUGCUCUCUUCCGCGAAUGGCAUGACGAGUGGCUUCGGCCAUGGGUCCAUUUCAUCCCCCUCAGCUUUAGGGGAACCGAACACUACGAAUCUGUCCGCUACUUUGCAAAGGAAGAACCAGGCAAAGAUGAAGCAAUAGCUAUUGCACAGGACAGUCAGAAAUGGGCACGAAAAGUUUUACGCAAUGAGGAUCUUGAG